Molecule: messenger RNA, 2021 nt
Organism: Aaosphaeria arxii CBS 175.79
Lineage: Eukaryota; Fungi; Ascomycota; Dothideomycetes; Pleosporales
Exons: 1
Coding region: 331-1617 (428 amino acids)
Biological process (GO): intracellular iron ion homeostasis
Source: RefSeq, a predicted model, not a curated record
GGUCAUUGUCUGCACGGAAGCAACCAAUUCCAACACCUCGGCCGCUCCCUGGGCAUGCAUGGGUCUUCGUUUCGGUGGCUUCUCGCUGACGUACCUAGGAUGAUGUUUUCUGGUGGCUGCAACGAAGGGCAUGCAGCCCGUCCUGGCUAGAAUUGAUUUAGUUGUCGUCAAGCCAGGCCCACUGGACGCCUUUGCCUAAAUUCCGAAUCACCUGAGAGAUUGUAAAGCCUGAUACCACAUCAUACUUGAUAUCUGGGUGAUAACCUCUCAAAACCGGACUGAGAAAGCUACUAUCAACUGCAAGCCCUCCCACCAUCAUACAUUUCAACAAUGAGUUCCAAAGAUCUUUAUGUGGCACAAGAUGCUACUUAUGAUUUGAUCUGCGUAGGCUUUGGCCCAGCUCAGAUAGCCACCGCUAUUGCAAACUUCGAGUCUCCAAGGCCCUCAAAUGUUAUCUUUCUCGAGCAGAAGCCUUCCUUCUCAUGGAAAGCCUCCGCACAUCUUCUUCGGUCGCGAAUGGAAAAUGCAUUCAUCUAUGAUCUCGCAACAACAAGAAAUCCACGAUCGGCAUUUACGUACACCAGCUACCUACUUGCCAAGGAUCGACUCAUCUCUUUCGCCAACUCUGAUCGCAUGGAGCCCUUGAGAAUUGAAUUCGAAGACUACCUGAGAUGGUGUGCAGACUCAUUCUCAGAGCAGGUUAAAUAUGGACACAAGGUCACGAGCGUGAUCCCUGAACGAAGGAACGGCGUGGUCAAGAGCUGGCAAGUUGUGGUGCAGGAUGCUACUGGCGGCACGCAGACUCUCCGCACGAAGAACUUUGCCUUCCCUGCACCUGCAUCAAGAGAUCAGAAAGCACGAUCGCUGAUCAAUCUCAACAUGGAGGCUGGCCGGCGUCAUGUAGUCUCCUACGACGAAUACCUUGGUGGUCGGAAUGCGCUACGUGGACCUCGCGAGCCACGACUUGAUGUUGCUGUCGUGGGCUCUGGCUCUAAGACGGCCGAAAUCAUUGACGACCUCCUCACCUGUUCGAACUUGGGAAACAUAACGGUAGUCACAGAGAACGAAUCGCUUGUCCCGCUACAGGUUUUGAGCAAAGAGACUACCCCACCACCACCACGCCUGUGCUCUCUGUGGGUAAAACCAUCGUGCGAAGAACAACCUGCUCUGUCAGAUACCUCAGAGUUGUUACACAAGGUCUAUGAUCGUGCGUAUGAGAAGCAGGUUGCUAGCAAGGGACAGUACGCGCUGCGGAUCGUGUUGUCAAGAGAUGCGAGUAACACUGCAGAGGUAAUAGCACAGGCAGGUGUCGUCAUUGCAGAGACCCCUACCGAGACGCAACUGGCGACGGAUGGUCUCUUUGACCAGGUAGAUGCACUGGUGCUGGGCUGUCGACAGAAGAGCGAGAGCCUCGAGGAGGUACAAUUCAAGCGUGGGACUGUGGCCGAUGAUUGCCGGAUGUGGAUGCUCAACGCACACUCGGACGAAGGUCGAACGCUAGCAAAGGACAUCGCCAUUCGCACGGGAGAGAUCGCGAGAGUGGUCGCCGCCAGUGCCAAUAGCGAUCCUGCGCGUCGAGAAGGGGAUAGGGCAAUGGUUGUCAGCGCUCGCAUAUGAGUGAUAUAAACAGGCCAAAUGGUACAAGUACAAUGCAGUGUAGGGUGCUACUUCACAAAGCUACCUGUUGGAGCACGAAAAGUACUCGUACCAGGUCAGUACGAACUGCGCUGUAGCAAGAGAAGGAAAGUGUACGUUGUGACCGUGGCCGAGGGAGUCAGGUGCGAUGACAGCGAAUAGACCUGCAUUGAGGCGGGUAGAUGGUGGAUACCAGUCAAGAAGGGACCUGUGCCGAUCCCCACUGUCUGUGAUGGUGAGGGUGAUGGAUGGUGUUUGUUCUGAUGGAAGGGGACCGGUGGACGGAGAUAUUUCCAACAUGUGAUUUACUAUGAUUACUUCAAUGUAGAAUUUUUUUAUCUGAUCGAGUCUAAACCCGAUUGAGCCACUAAUAAUCUGAUCCUUAC